AUGUCCAAACAUUUCAAAAAAGUUUUUGAUCGCGUCAGCAAGCGUGUGUCGUUACUAAAAGCAGUCGCCGGUACUUUCGAUCACCCCCGUGCUCCGCCUAGUGUCACCAUUAGCAUCUACAAAACAAUGAUUCGUCCAAUCAUGGAGUAUGCUCCCUUGGCACUGAUGCUCCUAAACGAUAAACAAUUUGAGAAGUUGGACUCACUACGAACUCGCGCCUACAAGAUUGCAUACGGCAUUCCAAAAUCGAUGAACGGUAAUCAUAUAAAGGACUCCAUACAAUGUGAAUCACCAAAAUCGCGCAUAGAAACUCUAGCCAAAAAGUACAUUGACAGCGAUAAGCGCGCCCCGAGUAUUAGAACUCUCAUUGACUCAACGAAGAACAAAAUGCCGCUCAGGAUGUUACAUCCUCUGUACUCCACCCCCAUCGACAAGGUGCAGGCCCUGAAUGUCUUUACAUUUCCUUUGGGUAAUGGUACAACCAACUGGCUGAAAAAGAAACAUUCGCUGGUCGGUAAGAACCUACUGCCAUUGUUUGCUAGGUUUAACGUGUCGGACGACCCAAAAGAGUUUGCAAGAUUUUCCAAAGAAGAGCGCCUAGAGGACCUUGACACCCAAGAAUUAGCUGCCGAUUUCAAAAGACUCACAGGAGAGAAUCUAGUGGAAGUGCUAGCAGCCCUAGGGAAGUCCGAUGGUGCAGCCCGAAUGCUCGCUCACCAUGCAAUAAUCUUCGCCAAUGAAAUUGGACAACCGGCAGGCCAAAGUAUGAAGGAGCCAGCGCCGUCUGGGUCCACAGGUGAUCAUGAUCAACCCCCGAGGAAAGUACUAUGCCUGCCCGCCAAAACGUCGGAUCAAGUAAAAACCGCUAAAUCAAAGGCUUUGGAGUCACUUGGCUUUCAAAUUCAAGAUUGGGAGUUUGAUGUCCCAUUUAACCCAGAAAUAGCUUCGCAACGAAAAUCCCCGCGAUGGACAACUAUAGAUGGGCAGGAUGCUCGACUCCCAGCCCACCAUGAAUCUCCAGCUUUUGAGGACGUUUUAAGUAACAAUGUUCCCUUCGAUACGCCUAGCCUGCCGCUAAGAGACCCAAAUCAUUUUGUAGCCGGACAACCGCCCAGCAUUUAGACGAAUGGGAAAAGAUUAUGAACUCAAUUUCCGAUACGAAUCCGGUCCCAGACCAUGUACGUUCUUGGUAACACAACCGUGUAGAUGUAGAACAUUUUUUUCAAACAUUUUAAGGGUAAUUUCUAGGGCGAGGCUUUCGACUCUCAUCCCCCCCCCCCCUCUAGAUAUUAUUCAAAUUAAAAAAAUUGCCAAAAAUUUGGUACUUUCAUAGCCUCGGAGUUGGAACAAAGAAUUAAAACUGGUGCAGUAGAAUUACUAGGUAGAGUAGGACAAUGCGAACUACCAUACAUAAUAAUGCCGCCAACUGUGGAGCCCACAAAACCACGUCUUUGCCAUGACAACAGGUACCUCAAUUUAUGGAUUAAGUCUCCAUUUCAAUUGGAAACGCUAAAUCAUGUUCACAGAUCAGUUGAAAAGGACGCCAAAAUGGUGUCGGCGGAUGAGAAAUCUGGAUAUGACCAUUUUCUACUCUCCCCGGCUAGCAGAAAAUAUUUUGGCAUACAAUUUGGAGGUUGGAUCUUGGACGAGUCUGUCUCAUAUUCAGCGAUGCAUGCGCGCUUGAUGGAAUAUCUUACAACACUCGGUAUCUAUGAAGGAGAAACCCCUCCUAGCCUAAGAGCGAGUUGUGCUUUAACCCUUAAAUUAUCCGGAGCGUCAGACUCCAAUGCUAGCAUCAUGAAACAUGUUGGUUGGUUUACUAAAAGAAGCUGCAGUUAUUACAGCCGCGAAGACUCUCUCAAAGAGCCAUGCGCCCUUGCUCAACGAUUAGCCGCAGCCCCAGCGUCAACAAGCAAGGUUGAUUCGGACUUUAAACUGUAUACCUCCCUUAAUACAUUGCCUCAUGUUAUUUAGAGACAGUAUCAGCAUGCUAUACAGUUGUCAAAAUAUUUCUCGAUAACCGUCUAGUUUGUAUCAUUUCUCAUGCUCUUACAUGUGUAAAACGAUAGUUGCAACUAUAUUUAGCUAAAUAAUAAAA
Messenger RNA from Lineus longissimus, 2098 nucleotides. RefSeq lists its product as uncharacterized. Bases 1 to 1122 code for a protein of 373 amino acids. The record is from RefSeq and is a predicted model, not a curated record. The transcript is spliced from 5 exons. Lineage: Eukaryota; Metazoa; Nemertea; Pilidiophora; Heteronemertea; Lineidae.